Stegostoma tigrinum is the source of this 6213-nucleotide messenger RNA. Its product is annotated as adhesion G-protein coupled receptor D2. Lineage: Eukaryota; Metazoa; Chordata; Chondrichthyes; Orectolobiformes; Stegostomatidae. Bases 857 to 4312 code for a protein of 1151 amino acids. Gene Ontology annotation, biological process: adenylate cyclase-activating G protein-coupled receptor signaling pathway; cell surface receptor signaling pathway. The transcript is spliced from 25 exons. Gene Ontology annotation, cellular component: membrane. The record is from RefSeq and is a predicted model, not a curated record. Gene Ontology annotation, molecular function: G protein-coupled receptor activity.
CCCUGGCAGGGCUCUUGAGGCGGACUGGGACCCCAUGACCCCAAGUAUGGGAGUCACGUUAGAUUAACGCCCGGGACAGAAGUUUGUAAAUGGCACAUAGCGCCGCGUCCCAGUUCUUGCGGUUCUCUUGGCCGAGUGUUCGGACUCGAAAGUGAAAAGCAGCAUUCGUAAAGAGAUGUGAACCGGUGACUGGGAAGCGUGCGGAGAAUCAGACAGGGGACAGCCAGCGAGAGCACCAGCACCUUGGCAAUGACCCGGGCUUCCUUCUGGCUUGCGGAUCGGUAUUACUCCCGGCAACUGGAUAGGAGAGGGGCGACCCGGUACCAAAUCACUCUGUGCACGAGUCUGUCCUUUUUGUAAAAUUCAUGCCAAAUUUGGAAUGGCUCAAAGAUCAGCUUUCAUUGUGCCCUCUGGUAAUGUGUUGAUUCAGGGCUUUUAUUUAAUUAGGUCGGAGUUUACAAUAAAUGCGUUUACUGAAGACUUUAAGUCGUUAGUUUUCUCCAAUGACACAGUAAGUAAAGUUGGAAUGUAAGUUGCAAGUGUUGUGGGUGCAAAACCUUCGCUUGUUCCUUAGUGUCUGCGUUUGCAGGCGCUAACUAACGACAGGAUAGGUCCAUUUCGCGAGAAAAAUUUCCACAGUGCGUUGCAUGGUCCUGUACGACACAGCAGACAAAUGGGAAAUUAAUUGCCUAUUCGUUGAUGCCAAAGGUCUGGGGAUACAAUGGGAUUCCGAGCUGAUGUUCAUCGCUUCAGCUUUUUAAAGCGCCACAGUCCCCAUUCUAUGUUGAACUCGGUUGAUCACAAGGAAACAGUUUCGACUUAGUUCCUUUAAAACGCUAGACCUCCCCACAGGAGUAUGCAUUUCGGAGUGAUACUUGCAUUCUCGGAGUUUCUGUUUUUCUGUGUCGGUGGUAUGCUAGCAGACUCAUCGCUGUCAUUACAGGAGAAGAGAUGUUUCCUUUACUGGGAUCACUAUUAUGACUAUGUGCCCGAGGAGCUGCCCUGGGCCGGAGCAGAGAGAUGGUGCCGCCAGAGAUUUGGAUUUCUGGCCGCUAUCGGAACAGCUGAGGAUAACCAGAAAUUGACCAGCUUCAUGCAUUCGAUGAGGCUGACGAAAUCCUUAUGGAUUGGUGCUAAAAUAAAGGAGAGUGGCCGUGGUACUUUUGGAUCACACAUUCUGACAUUUUCUGGCAGAACUGACACCAAAUACGCCAAGCUUCUGAAGCAGUUCUCUCAGCUGCGCUCGGUCACCGUCUGCGCUCAGGUGCAGUUCGACUCGACUUACGUGGGAGUUUCCACUGUCUUCUCCUAUUCGAUCCCUUCAUUUAUCAAUGAGUUCCAGCUCCGUGCUAACAUCGUCCGCGGGCGGCGGAUUCAGCUGGCGCUGCUCGUCCAUGGUGUUCACAGUCCUUACUCACAGGCAGUGGACAAUAAUGGAAGGUGGCAUCAUCUGUGUGUGAGGUGGACCAGCCAGGGCGGGGGCUGGGCCAUUGCAGCGGACGGCUCAGUUAUUUCAUCUGGAGAGCAGCUUCACGUUUCAGAUAACAUCGGAGCCGGCGGCGUUUUCAUCAUCGGCCAAGAGCAGGACACGUUUGGUGGGUCAUUUAAGAAGGACGAAUCUUUCGUGGGGAAUAUUACCCAGCUCCACAUCUGGGAUCGUGUUUUGAACGCUGACGAGAUCCGAUCUUUCGUGGAAGAUUGUUUGGUUGUUCCGCUGGGAUUAUUUUUCCAAUGGAACAUUUCCACCUUUGAAAUUGAAACGUCGGUGCAGGUCCACGAAGGAUUUUCACAGUGUCAAGGUGAUGGAUUCCAAGUCACUGAACCAUUUGACAUUUUGUGGGUGGAUGGAACUUUGCCUCAUUUUCACAACAUCUCGUCAGAUGUCAGUCACCCAGUUAAUAAAGGAGAAUGUGUAGCCUUUGAGCCAUUAACUGGAGCUUGGAAAUCAGAAGUCUGCUCAAAACAGAAAGAAGCACUCUGUCGAUAUGACAAAGAUAUAUAUGAACAAAUGCAAGACUUGUCUUCUCUGCCACCCUCUCCAUUUUUCCUACAAGUUAAGGCAAAUUCCAUUGGUAUUUCAAUUGCAGAUUAUUUGCUGCUGAACCAAAGCGAAUACCCAGAAAACGUGUCUGUUGCAAACUACAUCACUGGCUUGUUGUUUGAAGCUGCAGAUCAAAGUCAUGCUAAACUCACCUCUGCUGACUUGCUAGCACUGACGAGAUUUCUUGGAAGUGUUGCCGAACUGGAUUUUGAAAAUGAAGCAAAUAAUUCUGAAACGGUUUUGAGCUUGGCAACUAACUACGUUAAAUUGGCGAGCAAAAUCAUAGAUGUCAAGUAUUCCCUGGAAUGGCUUGUAAUAUCUGAGGUGAUCCCUGGACCCUAUGUUAUAAUUCACAGCGUCGAUAUACUUGCUGAGAAGCUGUCUGAUAUUUUAUUUACUAUUGGACCAAGUAUUGUACUGUCAACAGAAAAUAUAGAUAUGCAGCUCAAAGUAAGCCAGCUAUCCGAUGUGGGAAAAGACCUUGUUUACAAACCAAAAUGCCUCUCUGCUCGGAAUCGAGCGGAUGAAAUUCAAGUUCCUGAUGCAGAGAUAUCCCAGCUUCUCACUUCCGGGUACAGUGAAUUGAUAUUUAUAAAUGCUUACUACCGGAGUGUGGAGUAUCAUUUGACAUCUCAGAAUCCUGACUCUUUAUUACUGGCUGGGAGAUCAGACAAACGUUUGCAGACAAGUCAACUUCAAACCGCUGUUAUCUCUUCGACUGUACGUGAUCCAGUCAAAGCAAGAAAUGUCCCCACAGCUGUGCAGUACUCUCUCUCUCACAGGCCUGUGGUUGGAUAUUCAAAAGUGGCCAUCCCAGCUUGUGUGUUUUGGGACUUCAGACUUCUAGAUGGACAGUAUGCUGGAUGGUCAAACCAAGGUUGCCAAGUGAUUAAAUUUGAAUCUGAGAUCACAGUCUGCUUCUGUAACCACACAACCAACUUCGCUGUGUUAAUGCAGUUCACAGAAGUACAGUGGGGUUUCGAGACAGAGAUAAUCCUAAAUAAAUUGACAUUCAUUGGAUCUGGAGCCUCUCUGUGUGCCCUAGUGGUGACCUUGACCCUUUUCACAGUGCUGGAUAUACCAAAAUCUGACCGCACCUCCAUUCACAAGAACCUGUUUGUCGCUCUGAUUGCAGCCCAGGUGGUAUUACUGAGCAGUGACUCAGCAACAAACAGUGAGACUGCCUGUACAGCUGUGACUGCCCUUCUGCAUUUGUUCUUUAUGGCUGCUUUUGCAUGGAUGAUGGUGGAGGGGCUGCUCCUCUGGAGUAAAGUGGUUACUGUCAAUUUAAGUGAAGAGCGGAGAAUGAAAUAUUACUAUCUUAUAGGUUGGGGUCUCCCUGUCCUAAUAGUGACCAUCACACUGGCAGCAGCACAUGACAAGUACAUUUCAGACAGAUACUGUUGGUUGAAUGUUCACAAUGGAGUGAUUUGGGCCUUUGUGGGGCCAGUUAUCUUCAUCAUUAUGGUGAACAUGUUUGUGCUCACACGCGUUGUACUGAUCACUAUGUCAACGGCCAAGCGGCGGGCCACCAUGCUUGCUGUUAACAGCAGUCCCAUCGAGCAAGCCUACGAUCAGAUUAGGGCUGCUGUCAAAGCUGUGCUGGUGCUUUUGCCCAUUCUCGGCCUCACGUGGCUCUCUGGUGUCCUGGUUCCACUCUCUGUUGUAAUGGCGUAUAUCUUCGUGAUACUCAAUUCCCUGCAGGGUCUCUUCAUCUUCCUGAUAUAUGGAGUGUACAACACAGAGAUACGGAGUACAAUAAAAAGAUUAAAAGAACGAAGAAGAGCUCUGAACUUUUCAAACUGCGCUACUUCCCGACCAUCGAGCUCUUUGACCAGCUCCAGACCUGCUAGUUCACCAGUGACGGGAUCAGAGAGCCUUGCUAAAGAUGAUGGGCUACAGGUUACAGAUGGAUUCAAUCUGCAAGGCAUUUGCAAAAUGUCUUUCUAUGACAACAGUGUUGUCUAUGAAAAUCCAGCCGUUGCAAAUGAGAGACAGCUGUCAACCCCUAGCCUGCCACAAGGACCCGAUGAAGAGUUGUCAUGCUGUUCUCAGAGCCCAGUGACCUCCAGUAAGGUAGUUCUGGAUCCUGGUGUCAAAAACAAAAAUUGUAGAAGGAAUGGUUGCAAAGCUGAUUAUCCCCUUCCCAGUGGACGGGAGGAUAUGGAAGAUGGCUGCAGCCUGCAUGUACCCAUUGAGCUUGAAGAUCGUUCUUGCUCCUCAGUGAAUGUCGUGUCCCUGAAGCGAGUUGGCAGCUUAUAUUUGGACUGAUUAAAUCAAGAUGACAAAUGUUCCUCUGACUGGUGUUGUGCAUUGGUUUAGAAAGUAAUAACACUAUGGUGGAAUCUGCGUGUGUGCAUGGUGUAGAAAGCUCUUGAGUGUCUUUAAGAAAGAGAUAAAGCAGAUUGCUAAUGGGCGUUCUGUCAUCAUUAAGGUUGAAGCCCUUUGCUGCCAUCUAGAAGUUUGCCAUCAUUUAUAAUAUCAGGGAGGUUAACCUCUGUUUUUGUUCCACCUCUGUUUUACUUAACUCAAACCUAUCAGUUCAACAACAGUCCCAUGGGGAAUGGCACAUAGAGCUUUUGCUGGUAAAAGGUGUUAUUAAAAAUUAUUUAUCAAGGUUUUUUUUGUUAGAGUUUGUUUGCCAACAGAGAAAGGUAAGCUAUAGUCAUAGUUGAAUGAAUUAUAGUUAAUGAGGUCAUGCAGGUAAAACUAUGGUCACAGCAACACUGUUAAUAUAAUAGAUUAAAACACAAGACUAGACAUAGCUGCAGAUUCCUCAAAAAAUGACAAUGUGAUGCAUUUAACAAUUUUUGGCAUUAAUCGGGAAUUGUCUUCAUUAUGAUUAGUAACUGAAUGUUAGUGUUGUUCUUUGAAUCAGUCAGUAAUGUUAAUCAGUUGAACCAGCAAAAAUAUGAGCAGCAGUGAUUCUUUUAAAAUUUGUACAUAGAAAGAUGGUGUUAGGUUACUGUCACCAACUGCAGGAUGCACAAAAUAUUUGGUUUGAUUGUAUGACAACAAUAUUAUCAGAUGUAGAAAGGAACCUAAAUGCUGCCAAUAUUUUUUCUAAUUAUAACCUAGAGGUUUAACACAGUCCGAGGUGGAGUAGCAAUGUUCCAAUACCGGUGAUAUACUGAUAUUUUCAGUAUAAGUAAAAUUAACAAUUGUCACUAUCUGCAUUUUAUAUGCUGGCAAAGAUAUAUUGUAACAGUAGAAAUUGUGGUAAAUCACAGUAGUUUGUGAUGCAGAGUUAAAACUUCGCAGAAAGUGGUGAGAUUUCUGGCAGGUCACAAUGUUGCCAUUUUUUCUGUCAUACUUCUAAAAUUGAUUGUGCUGUGCUGUGAUAAUUCAUGUAUGUGAGCAUAAUUUUUGUUCAAGUAAUUAUGUGGUUUCAGCAAAUGUUGUAGGUACGCAUACAAUAGCAUUUUGAAUAUUGUGAAGCACAGCUAAUUUACUUAUUUGCGCACUGGUUUUCUAUGCUAUCAAUUAUUCUGUACUAAAAUGUAAUUUUGUCAAAGGUAUUUUUUCAUUCAUGAAUGUUGAUGUGGCUCUAGACUCAAAAGAUAAAACACAAACUUAUUUUAAUUCAAAGCUUUAUUGAAAAUAUUGAAUAAUAGAUGGCUUGACGUUGGAACUUGUUGAUUGACUGCAAGGUCACAGAACUGUAAGAUAGAAUUUUAAAGCAGAAAAAUAACCCAGUGGAUUCUGAAAAUCUGAAAUAAAAGCUGAAAAUUAUUGAAAUACUCAAUAGGUCUAGCAGCAUCUGGGAAGAGAAAUUGACGUUAAAACUUCAGCUGGAUAGCCUUUUUACAGAAUGCUAAGGUGUAGUCAAUCUUGAUCAGCCAGGCAUGUGUGAGGCAAAUAGCUUUUCCACAGACAGUGAAAGACAAUUAGACAGCAUUUUAUCUUAAUUCACUCCUACCAGAUGCUUUAGCUGAAAAACUAUUUAGAAACCAAGAAGGGUCUGAUAAUAUGGAGAUAGAAAACAACACAAUAUAAUCACUGCAGUUUCUCAAGAUCGUUAGAGAUGAGGACUGUUAUCUAGUCAAUCUUAAGUCAUCCAUCCAGAGAAAUGCUAACAUUUUCCAAAAUAUAGUGUCCCGUUCUUUUUUUUUAAAUUAGGACUUCUGAUACCCACAUUUAUCACUCUUUGUAUGCAGAAAUAUUCAGUGAUC